CGUUUUCUUCUUCGCCGCAACGUACAGAUCUCGCUGUCGUUUUUAGCUGGUCUUUCGUUAGCGCGUUUUCUUCUUCUCUGCAGCAUACAGAUCUUCGCUCUCGCUCUCCCAUUCUUCCUCAGCUUUCUCAUUCUUUGAGACAUUCACAGGAGUCCAAUCUCCAAUCGACGUCCUAUCUGGAAUUCUCUUGUUUUUCUUGUCGUCUCUGGAAGAACAUUGGCUCUCCAUACAAUACAGGCCUCUGCUUAUAUUGACUACACAUUGGUGAGGGAUCAAAUCUGUUUCGCACAAGCCAUGGUUCUUGAUGGCAUCAUUUCUUCUCCCCAUCGGAGGUCGUCAUCAUUCAGAAAGCAAUUCCCGCGGGAGGAGUUGGGUAGCUGGUCAACGCUUGUUCGGAGGCACCGAUUCCUUUUAACGGCUCUGGCCCUUUUGGCUGUUCUCUGCACUAUAUAUCUCUACUUUGCUGUUACUCUGGGAUCUUCCGGAUCUUGUUCUGGCCUCACUGGAACUAAAAAGGCCUUGUGCAAUAUAGAACUGGCAAAAAAUUCUGUGUCCAAGGGAAAGUUAAAAAUGUUUUAGGUGGUUGAUAUUCAUUAUAUAUUGAAAUAGUUUUCCUUUAUUGGUUGUUGUUACUCAAUUAAAGAGGGGAGACAUUAAUAGUUAUUGUAAGAAGGUGGUUUUUGUUUCUAAGCAUGUGUAAUGGUGAUGCAUCCUACCAGUACCA
Tripterygium wilfordii is the source of this 724-nucleotide messenger RNA. RefSeq lists its product as uncharacterized. Lineage: Eukaryota; Viridiplantae; Streptophyta; Magnoliopsida; Celastrales; Celastraceae. Bases 295 to 579 code for a protein of 94 amino acids. The transcript is spliced from 2 exons. The record is from RefSeq and is a predicted model, not a curated record.